AUCUGUAUUCUGCACUUUGCACCAACUCCCAGAAAUUCAGGCCUCUCUCUCUCUCUCUCUCUCGCUCUUCCGAUUCAUAAUGCAGCAGCUCCGCCGCGGCGCGGCCACCGGGACAUUGGUCCUCGCCGUCGUUCUUCUCGUGAUCUCUGCAGCUACGGCUCACAACAUCACGAAGAUUCUAGCGGAGCACCCGGAGUUCUCCACCUUCAACCACUACUUGACCACUACUCACCUCGCAGCGGAGAUCAACCAGAGAACCACAAUCACUGUCUGCGUCGUCGACAACUCCGCCAUGUCCGAUCUCUUGUCUAAGCACCUGUCCAUUUUCUCCGUUAAGAACACUCUCUCGCUCCAUGUCCUCCUUGACUACUUUGGAGCCAAGAAGCUUCACCAGAUCACCAAUGGCACUGCUCUUGCUGCGACUAUGUUCCAAGCUACUGGCACUGCUCCUGGUGCUUCCGGUUUCGUCAAUAUCACCGAUCUUAAAGGCGGGAAGGUAGGGUUUGCUCUUCAGGAUAGUGAGGACAUUGAUGCGAUGUAUGUGAAAUCUGUGGAGGAGAUUCCGUACAAUAUCUCUGUGAUUCAGAUCAGUAAGAUCUUGCCGUCGGAAGUGGCGGAGGCUCCAACUCCGUCUCCGAGUGAGAUGAAUUUGACCGGUUUAAUGUCCGCUCACGGUUGCAAGAUCUUCGCCGAAACUCUCCAGGCUUCCGAUGCUGCAAAGACGUUUCAGGACAACGCAAUCGGUGGAUUGACGGUUUUCUGUCCUCUCGAUGACGUUUUCAAGGCAUUUCUGCCUAAGUUCAAGAACUUGACAGCCGCCGGAAAGAUCUCGUUGCUCGAAUACCACGGUUUACCUGUUUACAUGUCAAUGUCCAUGCUCAAAUCCAACAAUGGCGUCAUGAACACCUUAGCCACCGACGGUGCCAACAAGUUCGAUUUCGUCGUGCAAAACGACGGCGAAGUAGUCACUCUCCAAACUAAAGUCGUAACCGCCAAGGUCACCGGCACGCUUCUCGACGAGCAACCAGUGGCGAUCUACACAAUCGACAAAGUUCUCAAGCCAAGAGAGCUCUUCAAAAAGGAGGCUCCAACUCCAGCACCAGCACCAGCGCCAGAGGAAGACAAACCUGCCGACGCACCAAAGUCUCAUUCUCGUCGCCACAAAGGCCCUCCGGCUCCUGCUGCAGACUCACCAGCAGAUGCACCAUCUAACGACGACGACGAUGCAGCAGAUCAGACGGCGGACGGUAAUGGCGUAGCGAAACUUGACGCAUGGAGAUUCGUUUUGGCCGGAAUUUCAGGAUUGGCAGUUCAUCUUCUACUGUAAGGUCAUCUUCUUCCCCAUAUCGCCGGCCCUAGUUUUUUUCCCCUUUUCUUUUUUUAAUAUAAUUUUUACGUUUUUUUUGGGACUUGCAAUAAUUAUUUUUCGGUAAAAAAAAAAAAAAUUAAAAUUGGUUGUAGUAAAUUUCUGUGCAACGUUUGGGUGUUUGUUUGUUUGUUUAUUUAUUUAUUUAUUUUAGUUUUGGAAGGUAAGAGAUUUUUCAACGGCUGUGAUUGAUUUGGUUUUAUGAGUGGAAGUUUGAGUAUGGUUAUUGUUGUUAAUCACUUAAUUAAUUAAUGUAAAUGUAUGUUAUCAUUGUGAUUUGCUAA
This is a messenger RNA of Cucurbita pepo subsp. pepo (vegetable marrow), 1650 nucleotides long. RefSeq names its product fasciclin-like arabinogalactan protein 1. NCBI's taxonomy places the organism in Eukaryota, Viridiplantae, Streptophyta, Magnoliopsida, Cucurbitales, Cucurbitaceae. The record is from RefSeq and is a predicted model, not a curated record. Gene Ontology annotation, biological process: shoot system development; root development. Gene Ontology annotation, cellular component: plasma membrane.